AUGAGCAGGUUACCAGGAUCAAGCAAUGAAGAGCAAAUCUUAUUUUUGGUUCGUUGGCUGAACGACCACAUAAAAGAUGCACAGAGUAUUCAGAAGCCAGUUCUCUUUGCUGAGUUCGGGGUAGCAACAAAAAACAUGAGCACUGACUCAACAACAGUAAGGGACCAAUUUUUCAACUUGGUGUAUUCUGCAAUCUAUUCAUCAGCAAGUGAUAGUGGCGCAGCAAUUCUAUCUUGCAGCCGUGCAUCAGAGUAUGGGCUGAUGAAAAUUGAUAGAAAGGGUCGGAUUACGCAGUUUUUAGAAAAUCCAAAUGAAUCAGAUGUGAACGCAAUGCGUGUUGAUACCAGUGUCUUAGGCUUAAGUGCAGAAGAAGCAGAGAAAUAUCCUUUCAUUUCUCCCAUGGGUGUUUCUGUAUUCAGAACUGAGACCCUGCUGAAACUGCUAAGGUUGACCUGUCCUUCUGGCAAUGACUUGGGAUCUGAAAUUAUACCAUCUUCUUUGAGGGACCACAAAGUCCAAGCAUAUAUGUUCAGGGACUAUUGGAAGGAUAUUGGAACUAUCAAGUCCUUCUAUGAAGCUAAUCUAGAACUAACAGAACAGUCUCCAAAAUUUGAAUUAAUUCAACAUUCUGUUGUUGGUGUGCGCUCUCGUUUAGAGGCUGGUUCAGAGCUUCUGGAUACCAUGAUGAUGGGUGCUGACUUAUAUCAAACUGAUUCUGAAAUUGCAACUCUGCUGGCAGAAGGAAAGGUUCCAAUUGGUGUAGGAGAAAAUACCAAAAUCAGGAAUUGCAUAAUUGACAAGAAUGCCAAGAUAGGAAGAAAUGUGAUUAUUGCCAAUGCUGAUGGUGUUCAAGAAGCAGACAGACCUAAAGAGGGAUUUUACAUUAGGUCUGGCAUCGUAGUUAUAGUGAAGAAUGCAACAAUUGAAGAUGGAACAGUGAUCUGA
Molecule: messenger RNA, 945 nt
Organism: Sphenostylis stenocarpa
Lineage: Eukaryota; Viridiplantae; Streptophyta; Magnoliopsida; Fabales; Fabaceae
Source: the annotation of a GenBank genome assembly